This is a messenger RNA of Pochonia chlamydosporia 170, 303 nucleotides long. RefSeq lists its product as hypothetical. The coding region runs from base 1 to 303 and encodes 100 amino acids. Lineage: Eukaryota; Fungi; Ascomycota; Sordariomycetes; Hypocreales; Clavicipitaceae. The transcript has a single exon. The record is from RefSeq and is a predicted model, not a curated record.
AUGUCUCUUGCAUGUCUGGUCAACACGGUCCACAUGCAACAUCCAUCAAACUCCAUUGAACCAUUGAAUAACAGUAGCCCCGAAGCAUUCAAUGUUAUGCUUUGUGACCAAGUCUCGUGCAGCCUGUAUUGUACUCCAAGCAUACCAGACACGUAUUUGAUAUUGAUGUAUUUGCAACCAGUACCUGGGCCCUGUUGCCGUGUGCGCCUCUGCUUUUCAUCUUUUCAGCACGGCAGCAAAAAUAGUUGGAAUCUUUUCAUCCUUGGUGGCGUUGCCAAGUGGCUCAUGGAAGAGAUGGAGUGA